This is a messenger RNA of Labrus bergylta (ballan wrasse), 2277 nucleotides long. The record is from RefSeq and is a predicted model, not a curated record. NCBI's taxonomy places the organism in Eukaryota, Metazoa, Chordata, Actinopteri, Labriformes, Labridae.
CAUUGUGGCUGUUUCAAGAUAAUAGUGUCAGCUCAAGGCCUGAAUCCAACAUUUCCUACACUGUCCCCUUUACUUCACUUUAAUUUCUCGUGUCCUCCUGCUGGCCUUUUUGCCUCCUUUUUCUUGUGUAUCCUUUUCUACUCUUCUAUUUCUGCCGUCUUCGGGGAUGUCUGAAUAUUUUUUUUUUAAAGUGACCCCUUAGAGGGAUCCUCUGGUAUUUUAAUUUGUGGUUUCUUUCAUCACAUUUUGCCUGUAGCUCGUCACCUAUUUUGAAAUAGCUUCCAUGUCGGAGACUCAUUUAGCUGAGAAAUGUCUAAAGCCUUUUUUUUCCCCCACUGUGCAAUAACAAGAAGGUGCUCGAGACACAGACGGAAGCUGACUUAUAGACGUCUUACUUUUAUACUUUUAUGUUGUUUACUUAUUUAUUUAUGUGUAGGGGAUUGUCCUUUUUGCAGCUGUUGAAUUAUUUUCAUUGCUAGACUACAAUCACAGUGACCUGAAAGCUACAUUUUGUAUGACGCCUGUUUGUAUUUAUAUCUUAUAAGUACACGAUUCACUUACAGCUUGUUUUCUAGUUUUCUUUCUGUCUCUAAUUCUUUGUCUUUUAGUUGUCAGAAGCCAGAGAUAAGACGAUUGAGCGUCUGAAUGGAACAGUAGAAUACAAAGCGCUAAAAGGCAAAGACCCCUCCCCUGUUGAACUCGUCAAGAAGAUCGAGCAGCUGGAGGUGAAUCUAGCAGAGCGGGAGAGGCAGGUGCUGGAAAAAGAACUCCUCGUGGACCAGUUGACCCGGCUCUCGAAGCCGCUCAGCGAGCAGGCGGAGAGCUGCCAGCAGGACAAACUCUCACUGGCAAAGAAGCUGAAUGAGCUCCGAGCUCACAUAAUCGACACCAACCACCGCAUGAUGGCCGCCACCGCCGAACUUUCCAUGAAGCAAGCUGUCACUCUGGCUCUGCAGCAGGAGAUCAAAGAGAAAGAGCUGCAGAUGGACAGGUGCCAGCAGCAGCUGGAGCAGGGCCUGCCACCGUGCCCCGAGAUGGAGGAGGAGUGGAAGAGGAUGCUUAGAGAGAAGAAGAGGAGACAGAGGAACAAAGAGGAGAGAGAGAGGCUGGCUGAAGAAGUCGAGUGGACCCAGUUGCCUAAUGGAGAGUACACCACAGCCGAAAUUCGCCCCAACGCCUACAUCCCUGAGAAUGACACUCUCCCGCUGCCGAAACCCUAUGGGGCCCAGGCCCCCUUCAAACCCUCCCAACCCGGUGCCAACAUGAGACACAUCCGCAAACCAGCGCUUAAAUCCUUAGAGACCUAGAAUACAACACAAAUAUAUUCAUAAAGUUCAAAGUCUUGUUUUGGUUUGUCCUUUAAAUACAUUUAAUUUACACUUGACAAAUCAAACUCAAUUAUUUUCCAGUGUAUUGCAGUAAUUUAGCUUUUUUUUUAUAUCCCUUUUUUAAACUCACUUUCCUGCAUACUGCUGCUGUUUGUGUCAUUAGGGAGCAACUCUCGCAGGCUGCAUCUGUUUGUAAUUUGGUUUCCCUUUUCAAAUUUACUGGCAAGAGCUUGUUUACACUCUUGCUUGCUGUAACACCAAAUACUGUAGAUGAGUACAAGGCAAAACAGAGUACAGGGGGGAGAUAAAAUGUUUGAGUAUUUUGUUACAUCAUGUCCAGGUGAUGUGUUGUUGUGGAUUUAUUUCGGCCCUUAGCAACAUGCAGGUUUCCUCUUGGUUCAUUAGGUACUAUAAAUUUGUUCUUUAGAGACACUGCAAUAUUUCAACAUCUCUGUCAGUCUUGUUGCCGUUUUCAUCCCCCGCACUUUUAAUCUUGCAGAAGGUUUAAGCUCUAAGCUAGGCUAAGACUGCCAGAAUAACGCCUGAAAUGAUGAAUGUAAAUAGAGAAAGAAGAUUGGGCAAUGAAAGCGCACAGAGGAUGACAAGUGAGAGGAGAAUGUCAAUGAGGAGGAACAGGCAAUGGCAAUCUAAAAAGGGACUAAAACAGAUAAAGAGUGCAGCUGUAAAUGGGGUGGAAAGUUCAGAGUCGGUUACUCAUGAUCAUGUUUUGCGAGAUUUGUGAGCUCUGUUUUCGCUGGGAACCCAGUUUAUUUAAGGGGGAACUCGUCUGUGGUUGCCAUAGGCUACAAACUACUUCUGAGUGCAGCUGUGGAUGCUAAAGGUUUUGUUUUCUCAUAAUAAACAAUAAGCUCUCAGCUGUAAUAGGCUAAAUGCUGCAAUGCUAUUCAGUUAGCUUAAAGUAAUCAAUGAACACUCAGAAAAGUGAGAU